This is a messenger RNA of Penicillium soppii, 942 nucleotides long. Its product is annotated as NADPH oxidase family protein. Gene Ontology annotation, molecular function: ferric-chelate reductase activity. The transcript has a single exon. The record is from RefSeq and is a predicted model, not a curated record. The coding region runs from base 1 to 942 and encodes 313 amino acids. Gene Ontology annotation, biological process: iron ion transport; intracellular iron ion homeostasis; copper ion import. Lineage: Eukaryota; Fungi; Ascomycota; Eurotiomycetes; Eurotiales; Aspergillaceae. Gene Ontology annotation, cellular component: plasma membrane.
AUGACCUACGACAAAGCAGCCGACGUGAUACGGAUGGAGGUUACGCCAGGAACACCUUUGCUACAUCCUUUGCCAGGACAGUACUACUUUUUGUACCAGCCAUUCAGACUCAGUGGCUGGGAGAGCCAUCCGUUCACUAUCGGAGCUUGGUCUUACGAAACAGGGGAUGAUUCUUCAUUAACACCGACAUCCACAACAAGAUUUAUUGAGUCAAUUGAUUUCUCCCAUGUACCGCUUCUUGCGGGGGGAUCCCCACACUCGGAUUACCAACGUCACUUAACAAGGGAUUCUACGGAAGAAGAACAUUCUUUGAAGCUGAGAUUUAUCUUUUGGGUCCGACCAUAUGAUGGCUGGACUCGCGCAUUGCGUGAGCAAUGUUUACUUUCACCAAACCCGAUUAGCGAAACAACUGUGCUCCUUGAAGGCCCCUACGGGGAUACCUUCCCUUUAUGGAAAUACGAAUCAGUGUUGAUCAUCGUCGGUGGCACGGGGAUAGCAUCAGCCGUUCCGUACAUUCAGGAUCACCUUCGCCGUUCUGACCAAAACUGGGAAGAGAAUCCUAAAAACGAGAAAACACAGGUUCGAGACAUUCACCUUGUUUGGACAACUAGACAAGCGGCUUUCAUCCACGAAGUUUCCAGUCGCGAAUUAAAACCUGCUCUUGAGCGAGACGAUUUUAGCGCCUCAUUUUACGCUACUCGUGAUACAACUGCAUGUUCUGAAGAUCUUAGCGAUUUUGGAUAUGAAGUACAAGAAGGUCGACCCCACCUUCAAUCUCUGAUCAUGAGUCGAGCCUGCGAUGCAUCUUCAGCUGGGUGCAGUCUUGCUAUCCUUGUGUGUGGCCCCCACGGAAUGGCGGAUGAAGCACGCGCUGCGACCCAUCUUGCCAUGCGACAAGGCCACCGCUCCAUCAAAUUCGUGGAGGAGUCGUUUAUGUGGUAA